CAUAAAGAUAAAAUAAGAAGGCGAAAGGAGUGAGUAAAGGGACAAACAGUUUACAAAUUCUAGUGUGAUUCGUUUGUUUCUCUCUCUCUUUUUGCCUCUUUAUGUUAUGUUAAAUGUUAAUCAAUUAUUAUUAUUAUUUAUUUUUCCUCCUAUCUUCUCCACUCUUUCUCUUCUUCUACUUAUACUCUUGAAAACAAACACAUUAACAAGCAUAAGAGAAAGAAAAAAAAAGAAACUCUAGUUCUAUAGGUCCUUUACCACUCUACAACACUAGUUUUCAUUCAUUCAUUUCAUCAUCUUACCAAAAUCUAUAUAUAUAAGAGUUCUAUCAUCUUAUCUUAGUGCAUUCAUUAUAUUCUCAAAGAAAAUUUAGACAAGUGUUAGUUAAAAUGGAUAUGUCAAAUUAUUCAAAAUACAAUAGUGAAAGUGAAUCUGGUUGGACUAAUUACUUGAACCAUUCAUCUUUUUCUGAAGAACAUUUCAAUAGGAAAAGUGGGAAAAUGGAUUAUGAAGGAAAAGGAGCAACAAUGGAAGAAGAAGAGGAAGAAGAAGAAGAAGAAGAAGAUUUAUCCAUGGUUUCUGAUGCUUCUUCUGGACCUCCACAGUACUAUCAUGUAGAGGAAAAUUACCAACAACCUUAUUGUGUAAAUUGGCAUUCUUCAACUUCCAAAGAAUCCAAAAAGAAGGGUAAAGAAUAUGGUAGGAAAAGUCAACAGUCUUCACCUCUUGAUGAUACUGCUAGUUCCCCUGUUCUUAACUAUCCCAAGAAUAAAGUCAAUUUCUCUGAAAAUGGAGCAGUGGAGAAUACACUUGAUUUUUCCCCUUCUUUCUCUGCAACAAGAACAAAGAGAAAGUCUAAACUCCAGAAGCAUUCAAGUUUCUUGGAUGGUGGAAAACAAGCUUCAAAGGAACCAGGUGGUUUUAAUGGAGAAGAGAGGAAAUGAAAAUUGUAGCUGUAGCUUUCUCUGCCUCAGAAGCUAAAAGUAAGGGAUGUGAAAAAAGAUGCAAGGUGUUGAAGGACAAAGUGAUGUAAAAAUAAAGAAGGAACAGUUGUUUGGAUGUAAUUUUGCUGUUUUUUUAAUAUGUUUGUGUCCCACUGCCAAUGCAGUUUGGAACAACGUAAGAACAGGUGUUUUUUCUGAUUCCAUUUUCUUAGUUGACAUCAUGGCAGACAUGUCUUGAAUCUCUUAGGUCUUCUUCAUAGUCAUCACAUACUAUUCCCCUUCAAAUUCUGCCUA
Medicago truncatula (barrel medic) is the source of this 1238-nucleotide messenger RNA. RefSeq names its product protein SOB FIVE-LIKE 5. The record is from RefSeq and is a predicted model, not a curated record. Lineage: Eukaryota; Viridiplantae; Streptophyta; Magnoliopsida; Fabales; Fabaceae. Gene Ontology annotation, biological process: cytokinin biosynthetic process. Bases 390 to 944 code for a protein of 184 amino acids. The transcript is spliced from 4 exons.